UUAUUAUUUUGUUAAAUUAGUCUUUUUGAAAAAGUAGCGAUUCUUUUUGAAAAAGUAGCGAUUAAUUUGUGGAAAACAGCUACACUGUUUAAUUCUGAAUAUUAUAUUUUAUUCUGGUGCGCUUAUCGUUUUCUCAGAGUUUAGGCUUCAGUGUAACAGUAGCCUAGACUAUUCAGCAACUCAAACAUACCAAACCAACAAUUACCAAAAACAAACAAAAACAGAUUUUGCACGGCCAUUACACUAGUAUACAUAAAACUCAUGAUUCAUGAGUGCCAAAAUCUGUUGCUUGGCAACAGCAGCUCAUGAAAUGUUGCAUUUGCGAAGGAUCUUGCAUUUCUGGCUUUUUAUGACCUCAGCGGGGGAAGAAAAUUGCGACAGAGAUGCAGAAAGAUAGAAUAACUUCAAAGAGAACAAGAGACGGAAAUGUGUAUGAGUGUGUGUGGGGCAGGCAGUCAACUCUGCUUUCCUACAAACUAUCUGAUGGAUCAAGCUGUGUUGCUACAGGCAACACACAGAGGGAGGGAACAGGGAAUGAUUAAGCAGUGAUGGUUAAAAAAAAAUUUCAUUGCCUGAGCUGACAUAGACAUCUGUAGGGACGUCACGACAGAGAGGGGGAAAGAGAGGAUGCUGAGUGGGCAGGAAUACAGAGGGCGAGCAUCCAAUCGGCUGCGGCAAAGUCAGCGUGUCUUUGUCCAAUAGAGUGUGACGAGGCUCCUCCAGUGUGAGCUAACAGCGCUGGUGGCUGGUGUCUUAUUAAUGAAUGGAGCGUCUCACUUGCAGCAAAACGGUGCUUGAGCUCUCUCUCCCUCGACGGAGAAGGCAGCACAAACAGAAUAGUAAGAGCACUUCGCACCUCGACAGAAAACAACUGCAGCAGCCGUGCGCAAAUAUGAACAAGCACCAGCAUGAGGAUGAGAACUCGGACAGCGAUGCGGAGCAGGAUUCUUCUCUACCGUCUACGAUGGAUGUCCACCCUUCUUCUUCCUCAUCCAACCUCCUCCUGCCCUCAUCUUCUCAGCGGAGAUCCAUCUCCAUGGGGGACUUUCGGAGACUCCCUGCUGGACAGACAGGCUCCGAGCCCCCCUCUGCAAGUGCCACGGCACCCUCGUCCAAGCUGGUUACCCCCAGCUCAAGUAUGGAGUUCGAGGCAGCUCGUCGACGCCUCCUGGAGGUGGAGGAGCGCCAGCGUGUCAUCAGAGAGAUGGAGAGACGACUGGAAGAGCUGAGGGAGGUGUUUGUGCGCUCCGAGCAGGAGGCGGUGGAACACGGGGAGCUGGUGGCGCGCAUUACUGCUGCCGCCCAGCAGGGCGAACUAUACGUGGCGGAAAACGGACAGCGGCUGAAAAAAGGAUUGCGGUUUAAACGGCACAAACCCACCAUUGUCUUCUCCUCCAUGCUGGGGCUAAGAACGUGCCUCCCUUGGCCUGUCAAACUAAAAUAGCGACUAAACAGCCGCUGCUUACUUGCAAGAUGGUCCUUCACUGCUCACACGUCACAACUCAAACGCUAUCUCCAGAUACAAGGAUGUCCAAUUCUCAUUUUCUACUCCCUGUUAGUCAGGAAAUGCUGAAACGUCUGCUGUCUGUAAAUAUCGUCAACUGGGAUCUUAGGUGGUGCUUAAUUUGAGCCCAUCGAAAUGACGCUGGCCUCGUAUUUGCUGCUUGAACCAACCAAGACGCUGGGGAUUUGCUUUAAUGUGUGUGAACUUUGCUGAUGUUUAGAGCUCUGUGCAUGCGUUACACUUCAUGUCGCUUGCUGUGCGUGAACGUGAGAAUGUCAGAGAGGAGACACAAGAGUGCUAUUCAUCCAGAAGAACUCACUUCUUCCAACUGCAGUAAGGUGAAGCGUUUAGGCUAAAGGUCUGUUCACACCAAUAACAAUACCUACAACUAACUAUAUAUGUGCCCACACCAAUGGAUGUUAAAGGUACAGUAAGCGAUUUUUGAGAAGUGCUGUUGAGAGUGGACAGAGCAGCUUGUAGCCAAUCAGCAGGGGGCGUAUACACUCAUUAGGGGGGAGGUGCCUGUGUCGCAUAAACGUGUUCAGGGAUUUGGUGGUGAAGCUAUCAAGAUAGGGGUGUGUCCUUUUGGGUAAGGGUGUAUUUGUUUUGGUGAUUUCAAAUAUCAGUGUUUCUCAGAAAUCGCUUACUAAAUAACAUCUCGUUUAUGAUAAGCACAUAAAGAGCUCUUUAAAGUCGUCUGGAUUCUGAUUUGCUGAAAAAAAAUCACUCUUAAGGUGAUUCCAAUUAUAUUGUUCCUGUGUGAUGUAAUCGUUUUAGCUUUGGUGUGGACUUCAUUGCUAUAGUUAUUUUAUCAUCCUUGGUGUGAACAGUUCUUAAAGUGCCAAGGGACAGAUGAAUUGUACGUGUCUGUACGAUUUGUGCACAGAUACUGGGGACAUGCGCUUUGGUCCUCCAGUGUUCUCGUCUUUUACGUCUAGGGUGCCCACUGGGCUUGUGUGGACGGAGAAGAGCAGUGAUUUCUCUCUCUAUUCUCUGUCAGCAUUGCAUCUGUGGCCUCUCUGGUCCUUUUGUCGCCUAGCAACCAGGACCUGACUUUCAUUUCCUUCAGAAUGUAUUUGACAUCAACUGAUCAUACAAAACUACAGCUCAUGAAUGACUGGCAAAGGACAUUUUGAGAUUCUUGCUGUGUGAUUACAUUCUCUGCAGAACGCUACUUAGAAUGCAUUCAAAUAUGUGAGCAGAAAGAUUAUGGAUGUGUCCGAAGUCAGUGACAUCAAAGGCAAUGUUUAUAUAUAUAUAUAUAUAUAUAUAUAAAUAAUGGGACAUGCCAAGGGUUUCAGUCUAAAGCAUCAUUUCAUAUGAAAUGAUCAAGAACAAAUUCUUGUGAUCUUGUGAGAGAUAACCAAACAAAUAUUUAAUGUCUACAAAUGCCUAUUGCUUGCCAGAAAAGUCAUACGUUAUGAAUGUACCUUCAUAGAUUAUUAACCACUCCAUC
Messenger RNA from Pimephales promelas (fathead minnow), 2960 nucleotides. The record is from RefSeq and is a predicted model, not a curated record. NCBI's taxonomy places the organism in Eukaryota, Metazoa, Chordata, Actinopteri, Cypriniformes, Leuciscidae.